Molecule: messenger RNA, 1051 nt
Organism: Aspergillus caelatus
Lineage: Eukaryota; Fungi; Ascomycota; Eurotiomycetes; Eurotiales; Aspergillaceae
Product: U4/U6-U5 snRNP complex subunit LSM6
Exons: 3
Coding region: 339-581 (80 amino acids)
Biological process (GO): maturation of SSU-rRNA; mRNA splicing, via spliceosome
Cellular component (GO): P-body; nucleolus; U4/U6 x U5 tri-snRNP complex
Molecular function (GO): RNA binding
Source: RefSeq, a predicted model, not a curated record
AAUGGGUUGGUCAGGACUCAGGAAACGACGAGUAACUAUUAAACACUACUAAACCCAAAGGUCCUGAGAUAAUAUAAAUUAUAUAAUCUAAAAUUUGUAGGAUCGGCAUUUACUUACUGAUUAUCUUUUAACUAAAAAAAUAAGUACGCUGCACUGCACUACCCAUGACCCUCAUAGCAUUUCAAUAUCCCAGACCCUUAGUUACCGAGAAACGCCAAGAACUUGAUCUCUUUAAGGCACGUGCACUUGUGGAACAGUCAGACAAGUAAUAGCAACUGCAAGCAAGUAUUUCCUUGCUACCGCGCAUUGAACUGGAGACAGAUCAAAUAAAAGAAGACAUGGAGAAUAGCACUGCAUCAGAAGGCAAAGAUCCAUCAGUCUUUCUGAGUGAGAUUAUUGGUGCCCCAGUCACUGUGAAGUUGAACUCAGGCGUUGUCUACAAAGGUGAACUUCAAUCAGUAGACGGUUACAUGAACAUUGCUCUAGAAAAGUCCGAGGAAUAUGUGAAUGGGAAGUUAAGGCGAAGUUAUGGAGAUGCCUUUGUCCGAGGAAAUAAUGUGCUUUACAUCUCUGCAAAUUGAGGUUCUGAUGGGUGAUAUCAACGGAGUAGCAUUGUCGCUCAUUGGUUAACCCGCGCUAUGUCCGCGAAAUCAAGCUACAAAAUGUCCCAACAUGGCAUAUCAGAUACGACGGAAGGAGGGAAAUUGCUGGUACCAUAAUAACAGCAAGCUGGCUGAAAAAAGGAAAACCUUCAGUGACCACUUGUUUUUCCUAUACUCACGUCUAGUGCCGUCCUAUCCACGUCGGGUCAUCUUUCCCAUGACAGCUCCAGUCAUAGGGGAGGCUCUACUUUAGUGCCCUUGUAUUGAUUGCCCCCACGACAAUUUAGAAGCCCUAUAUAAUAUCUACCCGAACUCUGUAACAAAAAUAACUCUAUAGUCACCUAACCACCGAGUAUUACAUCGCUGUCGUUGUGAUACCCGAGAACAAAACAACCCUACUGUCGGGCUAUUAUAAUACGGCCUAAUAAAAUUUAUAUAAUAGACUCUGG